Colletotrichum truncatum is the source of this 525-nucleotide messenger RNA. Its product is annotated as der1-like family protein. NCBI's taxonomy places the organism in Eukaryota, Fungi, Ascomycota, Sordariomycetes, Glomerellales, Glomerellaceae. The record is from RefSeq and is a predicted model, not a curated record. Gene Ontology annotation, cellular component: endoplasmic reticulum membrane; Hrd1p ubiquitin ligase ERAD-L complex. Gene Ontology annotation, biological process: endoplasmic reticulum unfolded protein response. Gene Ontology annotation, molecular function: misfolded protein binding; ubiquitin-specific protease binding.
AUGUCGGAGAUGCUUGAUGUCUACUGGCAGGCGCCGCCCAUCGCAAGAACUCUUGCAACGGCUACCUUUGUCACCUCGGUGUCUGUUCUCUUGGGCAUCGUGAGUCCGUACUGGUUCAUCUUUAUGCCCGACUACUUGUACAAGAUCCCACCUCAGAUCUGGCGCCUGGGCACCAACUUCCUCUUGACGGGCCCCCAGCUCAGCCUGCUCUUUGACACGUACUUCCUGUACACCUACCUCACCGCUCUCGAAGUCGGCAACCCCAGGUUCGCCAGACGCGAGGAUGUGGUCUGGUAUCUCAUGUUUGUGUGCACUGUCAUUACGGUAAGUCUUUACAUCACUGCUAGCCCACUGCUUCGGCGGUUUUGCCCAUGCUCGUUGUCGAGGACAACUCGGAAAGUUCCUUCCAUAUUUGAAAAUACCCAAGCGAGGGGGAAGAAAAAAAACUCGCUUCUCGCACAUUUUGCACCUCAUAUAUCUGCCCGCAUAGUGGAUACCCACAGCUAUAGCGGUUCCUGGAACUGA